Manduca sexta (tobacco hornworm) is the source of this 1885-nucleotide messenger RNA. RefSeq names its product zinc finger protein 2 homolog. Lineage: Eukaryota; Metazoa; Arthropoda; Insecta; Lepidoptera; Sphingidae. Gene Ontology annotation, biological process: regulation of transcription by RNA polymerase II. The transcript has 4 exons. Gene Ontology annotation, molecular function: RNA polymerase II cis-regulatory region sequence-specific DNA binding; DNA-binding transcription factor activity. The record is from RefSeq and is a predicted model, not a curated record. The coding region runs from base 143 to 1792 and encodes 549 amino acids.
UCGCCUCCAAAAACACGUAAGACCAAACUUCCAAAAAUAACUCAUUCGAGGUUUAGUUUCGUGGGAAAUUGCUAACGUGCGUUAAUGUUAGCUGUACAUAAUAAAUCGUAAUAUUAAGUUUCAAAUUAUAAUAUUUAUCAUCAUGAGUGCUGAUGCUGCUUCUUUACCCUGUCCAAUAUGUUCUCAUACGGGAGUUUUUGAUACUGUGCAAUCGUUAAGAGAUAGACUAAUACAUGUGUCUACAAAUACAAUUGUUUGUCCAGUUUGUCAAGAAGAAGUGUGUGGAUUAGAUAAAUUAACGAUACAUCUUUUCAGCCACGUAAAACUACUACCAUCGAGAGAAUCCGUAGUAAAAGAUAAGAACAAGGGACCUUUAAAAAAUUACAUCCAAAACGUGCCACAACACAAGAAGUCUAAAGCGUCGACGUCUAAAAAUAAAACGCCUUCACCCACGAUAAAUGCGCCAGUAAAAUAUGUCAAAAUAUAUCCAAAGCUACCGGUGAUAUCUUUAAAUACUGUACCAGUUAUAGAUAUAUCCCGGAAGGCCAUGGAUGAAUCUAAAGAAGUAGCUGAAUCAGUAUACGUUAAAACGGAGACUGCGAUAUUGCCAACAAACACAACAUGUAACAUAUGUGGCUUGCAGUUUGUUGAUGUUAAUAUUUUAAAAAUGCAUAGAUGUUUAAUUCACAACAUUGAUGACAAUCCGAACCACACCGUUACUCGUUAUCACUGUCAUUUAUGUCCCAAGAAUUUUAAAAUGAGAGGAUCUUUAAUGGUUCAUUUGAGAGUAGCACAUUAUGGAUUCUUGUCGGGAAACACAGAAGCUACAGUUCAUGAAGGAAGCAACGGAAAAAAUGGAGAUCAAAUCGCUGAUGAAAAACCUUUAACGAUACAACGAAAUGAUAAUAAACAAUGGCAAUGUGAUGUUUGCAGAAAAUGUUUUACAACGAAAUAUUUUCUCAAGAAACAUAAACGACUUCAUACAGGUGAAACUCCAUACGCCUGUACGCAAUGUAACAAGACGUUUACGUUUCAGCAGUCGUAUCACAAGCAUCUGUUGUAUCACAAUGACGAAAAGCCACACACGUGUAGCUAUUGUGGGCGAGCGUUCAAAGAGCUGUCUACACUUCAUAACCAUCAACGAAUUCACACUGGUGAAAAACCGUUUUCAUGUGAAACAUGUGGCAAAUGCUUCCGACAACGGGUAUCAUAUUUAGUACAUAGAAGAAUACAUACAGGAGUUAUGCCAUACAAAUGUACUGCAUGCGACAAGAGUUUUCGUUACAAAGUAUCGCAAAGAACUCAUAAAUGCCAAGCUCAACCACCAGGUACGGUAAUUCGUCAAGCAGGUGACUUGGUUGAGAAGCUUAAAAAGAAACAUGCAAAAUCUAAUAAAACAGUUUCAGAACAAAUACAAGCUAAACAAGGUAACUUGAGCUAUGCGGAAAUAUCUGACGUGAACGCUGAAUUAGUUCGAACAGGCGCUAAAUUGUCAUUGGAAGAUAUGGAAUCCGAAAAUUUUAGAUUAAUAGCUGACACUUUUAAUGAAAAUAAUAACUUGCAAGAAAAAUCUGAACUACCUUAUUCUGCAACAACAAGUAAAUGCAAUGCGGAUUGCAUUCUUGAGGAAUUGAUGGAUAGUAUUCCAGUUGAAGAGAAAAAUGUACCUUCUCCAUCUGAAAUUCUAAAAAAUUUAUGCUUAUCAAAAGAAGAAGAUUAUACUGGAAUUUUGCAAGAGCGAAGUGAUGAAAAAUGUUUUGACUUAUAUAAAGAUUUCAACGGCUUUUUAUAAAAGAGUAUAUAUUAUAUUAUUUGCUUAAUAAAUCAACAUACAAUUACUUAUUAUAAAUAAGGAAACAAUCAUUUAAUUUUUCCUUAAUACUUC